UUCAACGUGGCAGACGGUUCUCCAGUUCAAGACCGCUGUGCUGUGGUCUGCUUUCAUAUGGUUAACUGCCAUACAAUUAGGGAAUGGAUGUUCUGGUGAAUGUACUCCAACCGCACAAACUUCGAAUCCUGCCGAUUUUUCAGCUUUCGAACGGCGCCAUCUCUGUCCCGUCGUUCCAAAACGACCUCGGAUAUCUCUUCGAGAAUCAGUACAUCACCAGCUAUGGCUGGCCGAUCGCCUUCAACACCUCGUCUUCAAUCUGUGAAUUCUUCGGCGCUAUUGGGUCAAGAUAUUUUGCAGACAGGUUGGGAAAGAGGAUGACAUUAGGGAUUGGUUGGAUCGUUAGCAUUGGGCGGUCUUCAUACAGAUAUUUGCGGCACACCAAUCACACUUCUAGUGGGAAGGGCAAGUCCUCUCUCCUGUCUCGGUAUUCGAAUAUCCAGCUGACGAUAGCAGCUCAUCAACUGCCUCGCCCUCGCCGCCUUUCUCACAACCCCUCAUAUUCCACAGAAAUCUGCCCCGUUCAAGUCCGUGAUCUCACGACUUCUGGCGUCCAACUUUUCAUUAGCAUUGGACAGCUGACUGCAAAUCUCGUCCUGAAAGGCACUAGAACCCCCUCCUCAACACUUGCCUACAAAAUCCCUUUCUCCCUACAGUUCUUCUUCUCCCAGGUUCUCCUCCUCUUCCUUUCCUUCACCCAGAAUCACCCUGGUACCUCAUCCGUACCAACAACCAAUCCCUCGCGCUCUCAACACUCUCUCACCUGGGUUACCCCUCCAUCCUCCACCCUCUCUGGGAUAACCAAACCAUCGAUCUCGAAAAUAGGAAGUCGAAAUCAACGUCAUAUCUCGAUUGCUUCAAAGGGCCCGAUCUAAGAAGAACCGAAAUAGGAAUGGGCAUCUUCGCCGAGAUCCCCUAUUCGCGCCUACGCUCGCGAACUGUCAGCUUGGGAAUCGUGGUCCAAUACGUCUUUGGUGUACUGAUGAACAUUGUGAUCUCGAUGCUGAUUAAGACUGAUGCUGCGGAUCUUGGAGGCAAGAUCGGGUUCGUCUU
This is a messenger RNA of Hyaloscypha bicolor E, 1053 nucleotides long. RefSeq lists its product as uncharacterized. Gene Ontology annotation, biological process: transmembrane transport; carbohydrate transport. NCBI's taxonomy places the organism in Eukaryota, Fungi, Ascomycota, Leotiomycetes, Helotiales, Hyaloscyphaceae. Bases 84 to 875 code for a protein of 263 amino acids. The transcript has a single exon. Gene Ontology annotation, cellular component: membrane. Gene Ontology annotation, molecular function: carbohydrate:proton symporter activity. The record is from RefSeq and is a predicted model, not a curated record.